AUGCCAUGUAUGAAUGGUGGUUCAUGUUUUGGAUCAGCUUAUACUUAUAUUUGUAUAUGUCCGAUCAAUUAUAACGGAGCUUUAUGUGAAAAACGACUUGGUGUUUGUCAAGAAAAUCCAUGUGGUAAUCGUGGAUUAUGUGUUGAAACAAGUUUAACAUCAUUCGAAUGUCGAUGUUAUUUUGGUUAUAUGGGUUCAACAUGUGAACAACAUGUAUUAAAAAAUAAUCAUAAUAUAUGGUCAUCACUUUCACCUGUACAUACACGAAUUCUAUUUAAUAUGUUACAAGAAGCUUAUCAUGAGAGAAUAAAACACAAAUCAUUAAAUAGUAAAGAUACUGAUCAAAUUGAUUUUAUUGAUUUAUUAACUACUACUAAGCCAGCUCCCGUUAUUUCAAAGCCGAAAACAUCAACAAUAACAACGACGACAACAACAACAACAACAGUAGAGGCAACAUUUAUAACGUCUGAAAUUGGAACAACUGAACAUAUUAUUUAUGCACAAGAUAUUCAACUUGAAGAAAUCUUUUCAGAUAUUACUACAAUAUCGUCAUUUGAUAUGAAUACAACUGAAUUUACAGAACAAUAUGAUAAUUCAACGAAUUUCUUAUCAUAUUCUGAAACAGAUAUGAGUAGUAUGGCAAUAGAAAAUAUGACAACACCAAUUAUUGAACAAUCUGAACCGGUUUUUUUAAAUACAACUGAAGAUCUCGAAAAUAUGAAUGUUACGGAACCGUCAAAUACAUUGAUAACUUCAACAUUUAUUGAAUUAACAAACUAUACUAAUACUAUCGUUACACAAGAAGUCAAUGAAGAAAUAACUACUACUUUUGAAACUAAUCCUACUAAUUCUACAUCUGAUAAUGAUACAUUUUAUUCAACAGAUCAAACAAUAAUGUUACCACUUAAUUCAUCUGUUCAACUAACAACUAACAACUCUCAAACUGUACGUGGUAAAUCACUUUAUAAACUAUGUCAACAAAUUUUAUCACGUAUUUAUUCUAAUAUAUCAUUAUCAACUAACGAUACAAGUGAUUUAACAUUACCAUCAAAUUUAUCAUAUGUACACAAUAAUACAUUUCUAUCUUGGUUUAGAAAACAAUUCACUUCAUCAACAAGUACAAUUGAAACAACUACAAUACCAUCAUUAGCAAUUAAUGUGAUUCGAACAUCAUCUAUACCAUUACAACGUGUAGAUAUGGAUGAUGUACUUCAUCAAAUGAAUAAUAAUAUUGAUAUUGAACAUUGA
Molecule: messenger RNA, 1248 nt
Organism: Adineta steineri
Lineage: Eukaryota; Metazoa; Rotifera; Eurotatoria; Adinetida; Adinetidae
Source: the annotation of a GenBank genome assembly